CAACGAAACUCGCACUCAUUCCAUCAUAAAACUUGUACAAAUUCGUGAUCUGACCAAUCUUCUCAACUUUCACUCACCCGUCAUGGAGUACACCGCAGAACAAACCCAGUUCCAAACAUGCCAAGCGAAUUUGCCGGAAGUCGUGGACACGAUGCAUCAAAGAAGAUCGGCCAAUUAUAAGCCUAACAUUUGGAAAUACGAUUUCCUCCAGUCGCUUAACAGCAAACACGACCACAAAGACGGAAUUAAAGAACGGGUGGAACGGCUCGUGGAGGAAGUAAAGCCAAUGUUAUCGGAAGAGGUCGAUUCACUCGCCAAGUUAGAGUUAAUUGACAGCAUGACAAAACUGGGGUUGUCCAACCUUUUUGAGAAUGAAAUAAAAGAAGCUCUUGAAACACUUGCAUCCAUCAACAACGGCGUUUUCACCAUGGAAGAUCAUCUCUAUGCCAGUGCACUUCGGUGUAGACUCCUUAGACAGCAUGGCCAUGUCGUUUCGCAAGAUGAAUUAAGGCUCUUCAAAGAAGGAAGCAACGCAUUCAACAUAAGCAAUUGCAAAGAUGUUGAAGCUAUGAUAGAGCUUCUUGAGGCUUCACAUCUGGCUUUGGAAGGCGAAAACAUUUUGGAUGAAGCGAAAGCCUUCUCAACUGGGAUUCUCCAAGAGAGAGUCUCCGGUUUGGACGGUCAGCUCUUGAAACGCGCCGUCCAUGGUUUGGAGCUUUCGAUGCACUGGAGGGUCCAGUGGUUUGACAUCAAAUCACAAAUCGACAUGCACGAGCAACAGGAGGACAAGCAAAGUAAUCUGCUUGAGCUUGCCAAGCUCAAUUUUAACACGGUUCAAGCCACACAUCAAAGAGAUCUUAGAGAGAUAUCCAGGUGGUGGAGGGAUCUGGGACUUAUCGAGCAUGUGGACUUCACGAGGGAUCGGCUGGUUGAGAGUUUCUUGUGUGCCCUUGGACUCUCUCAGGAACGACGGUUCAGCUCGCUUCGCAAAUCUCUCACCAAAGUCAUCAUCUUGAUACUGGUGAUCGACGAUGUCUACGACCUUUAUGGUUCAUUGGAGGAGCUAGAAUGCUUCACCGGCGCCAUUACCAGGUUGGCCACGAUGCCUCCCAAUCUCUUCCUUUUGUCUCUGUUGAGUUUAUUUUCGCUAACUGGAAAAUCUGAUGCUUCUAGAUGGGACUCGGAGCAGAUUCAACAGCUUCCCGAGUGCAUGAAGGUCUGUUUCCGAGCGCUUCAUGAUGUUAAUCACGAGAUCGCUUAUGAUAUUGGCAAGGAUGAAGAUUGGCAUCGAGUGCUACCACAUCUCACGAAAGGCUGGGCAGACUUUUGCAAAGCAUUACUUACUGAAGCAAAGUGGGACAAAUUGGGCUACACACCAUCGUUGGAAGAGUAUUUGAGCAAUGCAUGGACAUCAGCUUCAGGACCACUGAUCUUGUCUCACGCUUAUUUCUUUGUGGGACAUAUGAAAUUGGAGGAUGUAGCAGAUUUGCUAGAGAGAAACAAGGAUCUGAUUUACAAUGUGUCCAUGAUAAUUCGACUGUGCAACGACCUUGGAACGUCAACGGCUGAAAGAGACAGAGGAGAUGCUCCAUCAGCAGUGGCGUGUUACAUGCGGGAAGCGAAUGUUCCGGAAGAUGUCGCUAGGAAGCACAUCAAGGAAUUGAUAAACGGAGCAUGGAAAAGCAUUAAUGCUCAUUUCUUCGGCAAUGCCCAGACGCCGUCUGUCCGACCCUUCAUUGAUGUCACCGUGAACGCGGCUCGUGUUGCUCAUAUGCUUUACCAGUUUGGAGAUGGGUUUGGUGUCCAGGAUGGCGAUAUCCGGCGGCAAAUUCUAUCUGCAGUGGUCGAGCCUCUCGCUCUCGACUUAGAUAUUAGCACAAGUGUAAUCGCAUAGCAAGUCCGUAAGCUAGACUAGCUACUGCUAGUCAAAAGGUUGAGCACUAUACGCAAAUUGUAUUAUAAGCUGCAAAAUAAUUCACUUGGGUCUACAAUGGUCAAAUCUC
Molecule: messenger RNA, 2003 nt
Organism: Syzygium oleosum
Lineage: Eukaryota; Viridiplantae; Streptophyta; Magnoliopsida; Myrtales; Myrtaceae
Product: alpha-farnesene synthase-like
Exons: 6
Coding region: 83-1894 (603 amino acids)
Biological process (GO): diterpenoid biosynthetic process
Molecular function (GO): terpene synthase activity; magnesium ion binding
Source: RefSeq, a predicted model, not a curated record